Acanthamoeba castellanii str. Neff is the source of this 1095-nucleotide messenger RNA. RefSeq names its product protein ei24 family protein. Gene Ontology annotation, cellular component: endoplasmic reticulum. The transcript is spliced from 8 exons. Gene Ontology annotation, biological process: macroautophagy. Lineage: Eukaryota; Discosea; Longamoebia; Acanthamoebidae. The record is from RefSeq and is a predicted model, not a curated record. Bases 1 to 1095 code for a protein of 364 amino acids.
AUGGAGCUGAAGGAGAGCAUCAAGCGAACCGAGGAGGAAGACAAAGAGGAGAAAGAGAAGAUGGCGGCCAUCCAAAACAAGCUCAAGAACAUGCAGGCCCAUUCCUUCAAGGAGCGGCUGGAGGUGGGCAGUCUCGUCGCCAAGGAGCUCUCCUCCUCCAUCUUCUACGGCUUGCGGGAUUCGCUUCGGGUCAAGCACGCCACCAUCUCCAUCCAGAAAUCCAAUAGGGUCUACAACCACAUCAUCGACACUCUCAUCUUGAACGGACCGCUGCUCCUCUUCAUGUACAUUCUUUUUAAAUACCUCUUCGAGCCCCACUUCCACUCCAUGCUCAACUUCAAGGAGCACUCCGGCUUCACGCUCGUGCUUGUACAAAUUAUGGAGUUCCUACUCAAGGCCUCCUUCUUGGUUCUGUGGGUGGGUCCGAUCUACGUCCUGUCCGUGGUGCUGAACAUGCAAUGGUCGCAAGAAGUCGGCAACGGAGCAUUCUCCCUUUAUCUCUACAUCAGACGGGGUAAGACCGUUCAGAAGGCCUCCAAACCACUGUCGGACACGAUUGCUCAGAUCAUCUACUGGCAAGUCAUCUUCGGCGUCUUCAACUUGCUCAACUUCCUCUGUAAAUUCGUUCCGAUUGUUGGGCCGCCCUUCUACUUCAUUUGCCUGUGCUGGCUCAACGCCGUCUACUGUUUCGACUACAAGUGGGGCAAUCAGAAAUGGAGCCUGCACAAGAAGAUAAGCUAUUGCGAAACGCGUUGGCUCUACUUCAUCGGUUUCGGGCUGCCGAUCACGUUGGCCACCUUCUUCUUCGAGUACAUUAUCAGCUACUCGCUUGUGUCGUUGCUGUUCCCUAUGUUCAUUCCGAUGGCCAUGUAUGGGUCACCCAAGACGCAGAGCCUCUGGAAACCGAUCCCAAUGUCGAGGUUCCUCGACAGCAGCAUCAUCGCGCCGCUCAUCCGGUUCAUCUUCACCCUGCCCUCGCAGGUCGAGAAGCUCGAGCAGAAGGCCGACACCAUCGUGCGCUUCCUGGCCAUUGCCGUCUGCUCCUCCGUCGUUCUCGGCGUCGUGACCUACCUCCUCCACUAUCUCGUCUACUGA